GACUGCAGAAAGUGGCACAGAUGACUCUGAUGAUGAUGAUUAUCCAGAAGAUCUAUCUACAAAUCACAUGAACAGCUCCUUGCUGACCUUAUACAAGAAGGGAAAUCCUGAUUCUGUUCUGGCAACUCCAAAAAAUGAAUCAUUGGAAACGCCUCCUCCUGUGCAAGCAGCAACCCCCCAUACAAGCACUCUGGCACCGGGGACUCGAGUUGAAACAAGGAUCUCUGAAGGCGGUUGGUUCAUUGACAAAACUCCCUCUAGAAAAGACUUCUUCACUGACCUUUCUGAGGACGGAGAGGGAGGUGAGAAGAAACUGAUUUCUAAGAAAUCAACAGAUUUUUCUGUCUUGGAGAGUGAACAAAAGAAAACAAAGGGGAAGAGAGCAAAAAGAAAAAAAGAAGAAAUUCCAGAUGUAGAUGAAGAAAUUGAGUCUAUCUUGCUUAAACAGAAGGUUAAAAGUAAAGGACCAGAACUCUACCACCCUUCAGUGAGGUUUGAGGAUGUAGGAGGCAAUGAUGAAACUCUGAAGGAAAUCUGUAAGAUGCUCAUUCAUGUCCGUCAUCCUGAAGUCUAUAACCACUUAGGGGUGAUCCCACCUCGUGGUUUUCUUUUACAUGGACCCCCAGGAUGUGGAAAGACACUGCUUGCACAGGCAAUUGCUGGGGAACUUGAACUCCCAAUGCUGAAAGUAGCAGCAACAGAGAUGGUGUCCGGAGUGUCAGGGGAAUCUGAGCAGAAACUGAGAGAAUUGUUUGAACAAGCUGUGUCCAAUGCGCCGUGCAUCCUUUUUAUAGAUGAGAUUGAUGCAAUCACCCCAAAAAGAGAAGUUGCAUCGAAGGACAUGGAGCGAAGAAUUGUUGCCCAGCUUUUAACUUGCAUGGACGACUUGAAUAAUGUGGCUGCCACUGCCCAGGUUCUUGUGAUUGGAGCAACUAACAGACCUGACUCACUGGAUCCUGCACUGAGACGAGCUGGGAGAUUUGAUCGAGAAAUUUGUUUAGGGAUUCCAGAUGAAGUGGCAAGAGAAAAAAUUCUAAAGACUCUGUGUCGAAAACUUAAGCUCCCCGAGUCCUUUGAAUUUCGUCAUUUAGCCCAUAUGACUCCAGGUUACGUAGGGGCCGAUCUGAUGGCGCUUUGUCGUGAGGCAGCUAUGUGCACAGUGAACAGGAUCCUGAUAAAAUCUGAGGAGCACAAACGGAAAUGCAUACAGGCUGGCGGAAACACAGCUGAAGAAAGCAUGGAAAUUGGAACAGCAGUCCUGGUGGAAGAGGAUACCAAACAACUAGAGCUUCCUUCCGAGGAUGAAUUGCAAAGACUUUUGGAUUUGCUGAAGCAGGAAGAUCCCUUGCCUGAGGAGCAGCUGCAAAAGCUGUACAUUGAGAUGAACGAUUUUAUUGUUGCACUGUCGUCAGUGCAACCCUCUGCCAAGAGAGAAGGCUUCGUCACAAUUCCUGACGUGACGUGGGCAGAUAUUGGAGCUUUGGAGGAUGUUCGAGAGGAGCUGACCAUGGCAAUACUGGCACCUGUGCGGAAUCCAGAGCAGUUUAAAGCUCUGGGCCUGACUACUCCAGCUGGUGUUCUCCUUGCAGGGCCUCCUGGGUGCGGUAAAACUCUGUUAGCUAAGGCUGUGGCAAAUGAGUCUGGACUGAACUUCAUAUCUGUGAAGGGUCCUGAACUACUAAAUAUGUAUGUUGGUGAAAGUGAACGUGCUGUACGCCAGGUAUUCCAGCGUGCCAGGAAUUCAGCCCCUUGUGUCAUAUUUUUUGAUGAAGUUGAUGCUUUGUGCCCGCGGAGGUCUGACCGUGAAUCAGGAGCCAGUGUCCGAGUAGUUAACCAGUUACUCACUGAGAUGGAUGGCCUGGAGAAUCGUCAGCAAGUCUUCAUUAUGGCUGCCACCAACAGGCCAGAUAUAAUUGACCCAGCUAUCCUGCGUCCUGGUAGACUUGAUAAAACACUCUAUGUGGGUUUGCCGCCACCUGAGGAUAGAUUUGCUAUUUUAAAGACCAUCACCAAAGAUGGCACUCGCCCUCCACUAGAUGCUGAUGUAAAUCUUGAAGAUAUUGCUUUUAGUCAACACUGUGAUUGUUACACGGGGGCAGACCUUUCCGCUUUAGUGCGUGAAGCUUCUAUUUGUGCCUUGAGACAGGAAAUGGCCCAGCAGAACAGCAAAAGCAAGAAAGGCGAAAUCAAGAUUUGCCGUAAACACUUUGAAGAAGCUUUUAGGAAAGUGAAAUCCUCAGUGUCUAAGAAGGAUCAAGUAAGGUAUGAAGAACUGCGCCAGUCACUGCACAGAUGA
Tinamus guttatus (white-throated tinamou) is the source of this 2296-nucleotide messenger RNA. The record is from RefSeq and is a predicted model, not a curated record. NCBI's taxonomy places the organism in Eukaryota, Metazoa, Chordata, Aves, Tinamiformes, Tinamidae.